This is a messenger RNA of Trichomycterus rosablanca, 3580 nucleotides long. RefSeq names its product polyamine oxidase (exo-N4-amino) 1 (gene paox1). NCBI's taxonomy places the organism in Eukaryota, Metazoa, Chordata, Actinopteri, Siluriformes, Trichomycteridae. The record is from RefSeq and is a predicted model, not a curated record. The coding region runs from base 100 to 1545 and encodes 481 amino acids. The transcript is spliced from 8 exons. Gene Ontology annotation, molecular function: polyamine oxidase activity.
UGCAGCUGUAUUAGUCAAUAUAAAUCACGUCCGCUUAUUCACACAUUCACAUUUAGCUGUUCUUAUUCACUCCUCAUCUCUUUAUCAGCUCUGUAAGUCAUGCAGCAGGCCCAGCAGCCCCGGAUUGUGGUGAUUGGUGCUGGUGCAGCUGGCCUUGGUGCUGCAACCAAGCUAAAGGCUCUGGGCUUUACUGACAUUACUCUGGUGGAAGCGUGUGAAACGUUCGGUGGCAGAAUAGCAAAAACAAGCAUAGGAAAGGCAUGUGUUGACACUGGCGCUCAGUACAUCCAUGGUGCCUCUGAAAAAAAUCCAGUGUUCAAUCUUUUUAAAAAUUAUGAACUUCUCAGCCAAGUCCCCGAGGAGGGCCGACGCAUAUUUUACCAAAACAAUGGAUGCAAAGUGGAUGAAGAUUUUAGCGAACGUGUGUGUGAGGUUGGAGAGAAAAUAAUUUACCAAAGUGGUACCAGCAACUAUAAAAGUAUAGGCGAACUCUUUGAAAAGGAGAGUCAGAGCGCCAUCGAGAACUGUGAAGCCGAUAAAAAGAAGAUCAUGGAGAGUAUUCUGGCUCUGGUUGGGAAGGAAUUAAUGCUUGAUAUUGGAGCUUCAAACCUUCAUAAUGUGUCUUCAGAUUCAUGGCAGUACUUCAUCAACAUGGGGGAGGAUCUCAAUGUGGAAGGGCUUAUGUUUCAAAUGCUAGAAAAGUUUGCGAUGGACUUCCCUAAGGAACAUUUGUUGCUAAAGAAAGUAGUGAAUAAGAUCGAGUGGGAUGGCUCUUUCCCUGGUAAGGAGGGCCUGGUGUACCCUGUACGCAUUCUGUGUGAGGAUGGAGGUGAAAUUUUGGCAGAUCAUGUGAUUGUCACCAUAUCUCUUGGCUGUCUUAAGGCUCAAGCGAGCACCCUGUUUAACCCGAGCCUCCCACCAGAGAAAACUGAAGUGAUCGAUAAACUGUGCUUUGGGAAUCUUGGCAAAAUCUUUCUAGAGUACGAGGAGGCAUUUUGGGAGAGUGAUGUCAGUAAUAUCAGUUUUGUUUGGGAGGACGACUCUGUGGCAUCGUUGUGCACUGAUAAGACUCAGUGGCUGAAAUACCUCCAACUCUUCAGUGUCAUGAGACCCAAAGAAAAGUUUGGUAAUAUUUUGAUUGGUUGGUGCCCUGGAGAUAUAGCUGACUUGAUUGAAACCUUGCCAAAGGAAGAGUUAACCACUGCAAUCACAGAACACAUCAGAAAGUUUAUUGGAAACCCACAGAUUCUUCCACCAAAAACACUUCUAUGCACACAGUGGCGCAGUAAUAAUUUCGUACGUGGUGCCCUCACUUUCCUCCCUGUUGGUGUAGAUGGCAAAACAAUGGAUAUCCUGGCAGAACCUUUAGCUGGCAACAAGAAUCCCAGCAAGGAUCUUCAAGUUUUGUUUGCUGGAGAGGCAACUAUAAAGAGCCUGUAUGGUACAGUGCAGGGAGCUCUAACCUCAGGACAAAGAGAAGCAGAGAGACUGGCACAGCAUUAUGGCAGGACUGUGCCCUCUACUAUUCCCUCACCACAAACCUAAAGAAGUAGAGCUCUGAUUCAGUCCACCAGAGAGGCUCACCAUACUUUAUAAUUAGGGCCCUACUAAAUUCACGGGGAAAUGUGCUUGAUUUCACUGACCUUGUUUUUCAAAAAUCACAGAUUACACAUAUUUUUAAAGAAAGUGCCACAUUUCAUGGCGGUCAUUAAAUUACACUCAUAAAUUACAUUAUGCUACAAUACACACACUGCUACCAUAAUAGCACCCUCUCAAAGAUUAAUGUCCGUGUUUUGACAUUCCAUCCUCUGCGUCCACAUAACUGGUUGGGAGUUUUUUAAACUUAGUUACCCGAGUCAUGUUUUUAGCUGCUUUAGACUUCGACAUCUUGGACAUUUUGUCUAACCAAUUGCUAGUGUAACAAAGCAUCUGAGUUUAUAAAGAAAGUGUACACAAACUAUUGCAGUAAAUCAUCCAGGUACUUUUUGCGUAUUACGUGUUUGGACACACUACCCGCUUUCGCGUACUGCUUUUGCGUACUGUUUAGUAUGGACACAGCCUCAGCUCACUACACCACAGAAAAAUCUGUUACACUAACGUAAUUACCGUCUAAUUAAUAGGACCGCCGCACAUUGCAUAUUGCGCCUCAUAUUUCAUACGCUACGUGAAUGAAAAAUGUUAAAUCGCUUAACACAAAUCUUAAAAAUUUUAGUAGACUUUUACAGCAAAUCGCACAUUACACGGGAAACGGCUCAUUUCACAGGAGACCAAGAAAUGAAUUGGGUGGGUGUCUUGCUAAGAGGGACUUUUCUAUUUAAGUUAACUAGUCCUGUCAGAUUCCAAUUUAUGGCCAAAGGUAACUAGAUACCUCUCCUAAUUAUUGAGUUAAUGCUUAUAGUUUUAAUGUGAUUCUGACAAAGCUAUUUGUCAGUGUACACAUACUUUUGAUUAUAUUGUACAUAUACAACUUGUUUUUAGGGAAUGACCUAAUCAUAGCAUUCCCUAAACUAUUGCAACAGCUGUCCACUUCAUAACAGAGAAAGGCAUUUUUUCUAAUGAAUGUUCAUGGUUCAGAUGUGAUCACUUAUAGCAGAUUAUGUUUUGAGAAUGCCAUAUAGACAAAUGUAUCCAUGUGAACUAAUAAUUUAGAUAAAUAGGAGACUCUUAUUACAACAUACAAGAAAUUAUUACAAUGUACAAGUGAACAAAUGAAAAAUUGCUGCAUCAGGCAAGGCAUCUGAUAAAUUAUGCACCACCUAGUUUAUGUAACCACAUUAAUUCAACAGUUAAGUUAUCUUCCUGCAUAAUAUACAGUAAUGGCAUUUGUACCGUUUCUCUGGCAUUUUAUGAAUAAUUUUAAUGAAUAAUUUUUUAAUUAAAAGUCUUUGGCAUUUUGCUGCCAUUUUUAAGCGUUUGGGUUCCAGUCUAAGAUUUGUAUACAGGUAUGAUGAAAAUGCAAUUAUUAAAAAUGUGGCAAAUUCUAAGUAUAGAGGACUGACAAACUGUAUGAAGCAAAUACCAUUGCCUGUCAAUUUAUUCAUUCAUUCAUUUCAGUUUUACCACUGCUUUACCACAGGGUCUUGGUCAUAUAUUUUUUAUUCUAUUUUUAUUCUAUUUUUAUUCAUUCUAUUUCCUUUUAUACACUUGCUUUUUAUUUUUGCAAAUAUAGCAUUGUCAGAGUUUGUGCAUUUCAAUACAAAGAUGCACUAGAUGUGUAAUAAAUAUUUUGUAAAAUUACUUUUUUAUUCUUGAAAAUAUAUUUUUCACUGAACAACCAGUCCAGAUAAAUGUCAUAUGUUCCAAAGUGUUUUGUAAAAUGUAGAAUUUGUCUGAUGGACUGAUGCACCAAAUUUAAACUGACUGAUAUUGGACUGUAUCUUCGGUUUCCUCCCACAGUCCAAAGACAUGCAAGUGAGGUGAAUUGAAGAUACAAAAUUGUCCAUGACUGUGUUUGAUAUUAAACUUGUGAACUGAUGAAUCUUGUGUAAUGAGUAACUACCUGUCCGGUCAUAAAUGUAACCAUGUGUAAGUGUAAAACAUGAUGUUAACAUCCUAAUAAAUAAAUAAAAUAAAUAAGAAA